AUGGCGACAAAUUUUCCUUGGGUUCUUCCUGUUCGAGUCGCUCAAGUCAUUUUUGCUAUUAUAAUUCUUGGGUUAACAGCAUACUACAUCAGUUGGUAUAGCUACAGUGACACUGUGAAUUUCAUGCUUUUCAACGGCAUAUGGACAGCUUUUGUUGCCGUGCCUUAUCUUGCCGUCGCACCAAUGUACUUCCCACGGGUCACCCAUAUACUAAUCAUGGUGGCUGUCGAAGCAGUCACCAUGAUCUUCUGGUUCGCAGGGUUCAUCGCCUUGGGGGUCUACCUACCACCAUCAGAAUUCUGUCACUGGAGUAGAUGUCGGGCACUGCAGGCUGCAACCGUGUUUGGGGCAUUUGAAUGGGCACUCUUCGUCGCCACCACUGUCGUAGCUACGCUCGAGGCGAUGCGAUCAAGAUCCAACAGUGCGAGUACGAAGCCCGGCCCGUAUGCUUCUGGCCAUGUCAAUGUUUAA
Messenger RNA from Aspergillus aculeatinus CBS 121060, 471 nucleotides. RefSeq names its product MARVEL domain-containing protein. NCBI's taxonomy places the organism in Eukaryota, Fungi, Ascomycota, Eurotiomycetes, Eurotiales, Aspergillaceae. Bases 1 to 471 code for a protein of 156 amino acids. Gene Ontology annotation, cellular component: membrane. The record is from RefSeq and is a predicted model, not a curated record. The transcript has 3 exons.